Molecule: messenger RNA, 1644 nt
Organism: Aspergillus tanneri
Lineage: Eukaryota; Fungi; Ascomycota; Eurotiomycetes; Eurotiales; Aspergillaceae
Product: ammonium transporter
Exons: 4
Coding region: 1-1644 (547 amino acids)
Biological process (GO): ammonium transmembrane transport
Cellular component (GO): plasma membrane
Molecular function (GO): ammonium channel activity
Source: RefSeq, a predicted model, not a curated record
AUGGCAUCAGAAGGGAAAGCCCCCUUCGCUCCAGACUAUGCUUCCUACAACUGGACGGGUGCCCCCUCUAACUAUGAUCAGCUGGCAACCAACGACAUAGGAGGAGAUUCAAGAAUGGAAAAUCUGAACAAAUGGUUCCAACCGGGGGAUCAGGCAUACAUCAUUGUGGCCUCCGCCAUGGUCAUGGUCAUGAUUCCCGGUCUCGGUUUCCUAUACUCCGGUCUUGCUCGUCGAAAAUCCGCCCUCAGUAUGAUCUGGGCCUGCAUGGCCUCUCUGUCCGUCGUCACGUUCCAAUGGUACUUCUGGGGUUACUCGCUCGCUUUCUCUCCUACCGCAACCAACGGGUACAUCGGCAACCUUCGUAAUUUCGGGUUGAUGAAGACUCUGGCGGAUCCAAGCCCCGGUUCUCCCCUAGUGCCGAACCUUCUGUAUGCUUUCUACCAGAUGCAAUUCUGCGCAGUGACGGCAGCGAUUAUCAUGGGAGCGGUCGCGGAACGUGGACGCCUGCUUCCCGCCAUGGUGUUCGUCUUCAUCUGGGCUACAAUUGUCUAUUGCCCCCUUGCCUGCUGGACCUGGAGUAAGAACGGCUGGGCCGUCAAAUUCGGUGUGCUAGAUUAUGCCGGUGGUGGGCCAGUCGAAAUCGGGUCCGGUUUAUCUGCCCUGGCCUACUCGAUGGUCCUGGGUCGCCGCCAGGAACGUAUGAUGCUGAAUUUCCGCCCGCACAACGUCUCCCUCAUUCUCCUGGGCACCGUUUUCCUCUGGUUUGGAUGGCUGGGAUUCAACGGUGGUUCGGCCUUUGGUGCUAACCUCCGUGCCGUCAUCGCUUGCUGGAACACGAAUUUGACUGCGGCCUUUGCCUCCAUCAGCUGGGUGGUUCUCGAUUGGCGUUUGGCUCGGAAAUGGUCCAUGGUCGGCUGGUGCUCUGGGACAAUCUCUGGUCUAGUCGCGGCGACUCCAGCAUCCGGCUUUAUCACUCCCUGGGCGAGUGUCAUCCUUGGUAUCGUGACGGGAAUUGUAUGCAACUAUGCAACCAAGGUGAAAUACUGGAUCCGGAUAGAUGACUCGAUGGAUGUGUUUGCUGAGCACGGUGUCGCUGGCAUUGUCGGCCUGAUCUUUAACGCCCUUUUCGCGGACGACGCAGUGGUUGGUCUGGACGGAGUGAACACCGGGAGUGGGAGCGGUGGAUGGGUGAUCCACAACUAUAAGCAACUCUAUAUUCAAAUCGCCUUCAUUUGCGCCGCCAGCGCCUAUUCGUUCGUCGUAUCCGCUAUCAUUGCAUACGCUAUCAAUGCCAUCCCCGGCUUGAAGCUCCGGGCAUCUGAGGAGGCCGAACUGCUGGGCAUGGAUGAUGACCAACUGGGCGAAUUCGCCUACGACUAUGUCGAAGUCCGCCGCGACUACCUCGCCUGGACGCCGCAGAAACACGACCAACUCGAGGAUGGGCAUCACAUCCCUGCAGCGGCGCGGUACGGGAUAGGCGAGCACAGCGAAAUGAUGUUGGAUGGACAACCCCCCGCAGGUAUCGAUAGUCGUGGCUGCAGCGAAGGCGAUUCUGGCAUUCAAGAAAUCAAGAUGGCUCCGACACCACAACACCCGACGGAGGAAGAGACCGCCCAGCCUAUGUCUGAAAAGACGCAGUCAUGA